ACUCGACUCAACGUCGUGCACUCCCUCCACGCGACAACCCACGACAACGCGAUGAAGAUGCACGCCGCGAUGACGACGACGCUGGCGACGACGCUGGUGGCAGCGAUGAUGGUGGCGGGGAUGAUGGUGGCGGGGAUGGCGACAGUGGAAGGGGCACGCGUGCCGUGUGGUGGUGCGUGGAUGUGGGACUCCAAAGAGGCGUGUGAAGCGCGCCACUGCGUGUGGGAACCGAGCGCAAAGACGCUCAACUGGUGUGUUUACAACUCAAGCUGGACAGAGCGCAUCGAGCACGUGCACGUGGUGCAGGGCUGCCAUUUCGAUGCCGGCUUUGCCGGCACGGUGGACGCCAUUGUUCGGCGGUGGUUUGGCUUCUUCGACCAAGCAUACCACACGGGCAUGCAGCUGGAGCAGAACAGCACGGACCCCGCAGCAAGGCUGGCCUUCACCGCGCAGAGCUGGGUGGUCUGGCUCUACCUCAACUGCCCCUCCGACCUCAACUUGACGUGCCCGGAUGACGCCGCGCUGCGCCGCUUCAACACCAGCGUCGCCAAAGGGUGGAUCACGUGGCAGGCGUUUCCCUUUGAUGCAGAGCUCGAGCUCCUGUCCCCGACCACGCUUCGCCUCGCCUUUGAGCUCACCCACGCGCUCGACGCACAGUUUGGCCUCAAGCCCAAGCGCGUCCUCUCGCAGCGCGACGUGCCGGGCAUCCCGCGUGCUGCGCUGCACCCGCUCGCCAGCAGCGGCGUUCGCGCCGUCUCCGUCGGCACCAACGGCGGCAGCACCCCUCCAAAUGUGCCCCGCGUCUUCCUGUGGAAGGACGAGCAGACACAGACGUCCAUGCUCACCAUGUACCUCACGGGCGGGUACGGCGGCUUCAACAAGCUGCCGGGCGUGUUUGUUCCAACCGUCGUCCCUGGCAGCACCCACGCCAUGGUGGUGGCGUGGCGCGGCGACAACAGCGGGCCCGCGUCUGCGGAUGAGGUCAUCAAAGACCUGGCAGAGAUCCGCAAGGAGUUCCCCAACGCCGCCGUCAACGUGUCCACCUUUGAUGCCUUUGUAUCCGCCAUUGACACGCCGCAGGUGCGGUCCCAGCUGCCAACCAUCACGGACGAGAUUGGCGACAGCUGGAUCCACGGUGUGGCGUCGGACACGGGCAAGCUGGCGCAGCUCACGGCCAUGCAGCGUGCCAUCGACACGUGGUGCGCCCGCGCGCCGUCGCACUGCACGUUCACCAACGCGCACGUGAGCACGUUCAUCCACCGCUUCCUCAAGAACUCGGAACACACGUGGGGCCUGGACGUCAAGUCCACCAUCUCCCCGCGAUCGGCGCUGCACGCCAACUACUCCAACCCCGACUUCCACCGCGCACGACAGCACAACCCGCAGUAUGCCAAGCUGGAGGCAUCGUGGCAGCGGCAGCGUCGCUGGGGCAUUGCCAACGCACUCAAGCACCUGCAUGACGACGACCUGCGUGCGCUUGUGGAGCAGGAGCUUGCAGCCGUGAACACCACGUUUGUGGACCUGACGGGCUACUCGCCUGAGCAGGAGGACUUGGCGGUGAUUGCAGCGCAGGGCUGGCGCGUCGCCAUCAACACCACAUCCACAGCCAUUGUCAGCAUCAUCAACAAGGAUCGCUCGCUCAUUGGCGCGGAUGCACAGCUGGGCCUGAUGCAAUAUCGCACGUACACGGCGCAAAACUACACGCAUUUCAUGCUCAACUACAACUUUGCUGGCCCGCUCUUCCCCGUGGACGACCUCGACGACUUUGACAAGGUUGGCAUCAACAAGGUGCCUGCCGUGUACCGCAGCGUCGCCAGUGUUGGCAAUGGCACCACCUUCCGCCGCGCCGCGUCUCUCGUCACCCCGUCUAUGCUGGCUGACCCCUCAGCUGUCACUGAUGCUGGGGGCUUUGCAUCGGCCUUCACCAACUACACGCUUGUGUCUGCCAACCAAUCCACGCUUGUGCUUCGCGGCGAUAUCACGCUCAAGGACAAGACGGCAACCCGCCUGCCAGAGGCCCUGUUUGUGCGCUUCAGGCUGCCCAACAUGUGUGGCGGCGACGACGCGAGCAAGGACGCUAUGUCCAGGAAUGCUGGUCAUGAUGGUGAUGGUGUUGGUAGCGAUGCUGAUUGCGAUCGUGGUGAUACUGGCCCUGGAUGGACCCUGACGAAGCUGGGCAACCACACGCUGGAUCCCCGCCACGUUGUGGACGGCGGUGCAAAGCACAACCACGUCGUCACCUCUUUCUCGUGUCUCGACGGCAGCGGCGUCCGUGUCACAAUCACGCCCCUCACGUCCCCGCUCGUCAGCGUGGGAGAGCCCACGCCAUUUCCAACACCAGUGCGCGGGCAGCCCACUAUGCGGGAGGGUGUGGCCAUGCUUGUGCUCAACAACAUCUGGAACACAAACUACCGCAUGUGGCAGGGUGGUGACUUCCGCCUGUCCUUCAUCGUCACCGUUCAGCUGCACGUACCACAGUAGUGCCCACAGUGCGCCAGUGAUUGUCCACUCAACGUUGCUCCCUCAUUGCUUGUUGCAUUGUUGCCACGUUACAAUAACCUGUCUGCUUCCUGUUCUGUCGUUGUCUCGCUAAUCACGUGCAAUGCAAGCUUUCGCCACAGUCUUUCCCCCUCCCGACACACACAGUGUUCGUUGCAUUUUAAAAAGUGCCAUUUUACCGGCUGAUGACCCACAUUGGGGCCCAAAGUUUCGAGGAGAAGACAAAGAAAACAACCAAGUGAAAUGGCACGG
Molecule: messenger RNA, 2751 nt
Organism: Salpingoeca rosetta
Lineage: Eukaryota; Choanoflagellata; Craspedida; Salpingoecidae
Exons: 3
Coding region: 52-2481 (809 amino acids)
Source: RefSeq, a predicted model, not a curated record